Molecule: messenger RNA, 3317 nt
Organism: Rosa chinensis
Lineage: Eukaryota; Viridiplantae; Streptophyta; Magnoliopsida; Rosales; Rosaceae
Product: receptor-like protein 7
Exons: 2
Coding region: 195-3137 (980 amino acids)
Molecular function (GO): protein binding
Source: RefSeq, a predicted model, not a curated record
ACGACCUUUGUCAUUGGAAAUUUCCUGAACACUUUGGUAUCUAGUUGACCAUCCCAGCUUAUGAAAGAAGCUCUGUUCUUUGUCUAUAAGGGGAGUUUAAAUUCUCUGUUAUGUGAAACCCACAUACCUACAUACAUACACUUCCACAUAACAUAAUUUUUCAUGGGAACGGGAACGGGAAUGGGAUCGUCCUGAUGCAGACACUUUGCCACGAUGAUGAGCGCUCUGCCUUGUUACAAUUCAAAGCUAGUUUCACUAUAGACAAGUCUGCUUCCCAAGAUCCCUUUGCUUAUCCGAAAGUUGCAUCCUGGGUUAGUCUAGAAGGAGAUCCUAAAAGGAGUAACUGUUGUUCAUGGGAUGGUGUUGAAUGCAACGACGGUUCGGGCCACGUUAUUGGCCUUGACCUUGCCAGUAGCUGUCUUCAUGGUUCCAUCAACUCCAAUAGCAGUCUUUUUCAACUUGUUCAGUUGCAGCGGCUUGACCUCUCUGACAAUAACUUCAGCUUCUCUCAAAUACCAUCCAGGUUAGGCCAUGAUCUUACUAGUCUAACAUAUCUCAAUCUUUCAAUGUCUUCAUUUUCUGGCCAAAUUCCUUCCGAAAUUUCAUAUCUAUCCAAGCUAUCUACACUUCAUCUGUCUUCAUAUGUGCCUCCUCUCGAAAUGCCUCGUCUCAAAAUGCCUCCUCUCAAAAUGCCCAACUUCAGAGUUCUAGUUCAGAACUUAACCAACAUAAAACAGCUUCAUCUUUUUGACGUCGAGAUACGCUCCACAGUGCCUAAUACAUUGGUGAAUAUGUCUUCUCUCACAUCUCUCCGUCUUCAAGCUUGUAAAUUGGAGGGGCAAUUCCCAGUAGGCAUUUUCCACCUACCAAACUUGCAAGUACUUGAUUUGGCCAAUAACUUUGAUCUAACCGGUUAUUUUCCUGAUGACCUUAACACCAGCAGUCCCUUGAAGAUAUUGAAUUUGCAGGCAAGCGAUUUCUCUGGUCAUAUACCUGCUUCAAUCAGAAAUCUUCGUGCCUUGCAUUUGCUGAACAUACGAUCCUGUAACUUUUAUCCCCAUGUUCCAUCUUCACUUUCCAACGUUACCCAGCUCAAUUUCCUUGAUCUUUCUUCCUUUUAUGACUAUAGUUAUCUACCUGACCUUCCAACAAUCCAUACUUUCAGUGGCCAAGUUUCAGAUUUCUGGUCUUGGGUUGGAAAGCUGACCAAACUUAACCACUUGUCCCUUGAUGGUAACUACUUAAGGGGAGAUUUGCCAUGUUCUUUGGCUACUUUGACUCAACUUUUGGUAUUAGACUUGAACCAGAAUCUAAUAACUGGUGAAAUCCCAUGUUGUUUGGCUAAUUUGACACAACUUUUGAAAUUAGACUUGGGCCGCAAUCAAAUAACCGGUCAAAUCCCAUCUUGCCUUGUGCAGCUGAGCCAAUUAACUUUGUUAGACGUACGAUUCAACAAUCUGAAAGGAGCAAUUCCCAGGUCACUAUUCGACCUAAGAAAUCUUAAACAUAUUUACCUCCACUCAAAUAACUUGAGUGGGUCUGUUGAAUUGGACGAGUUUUCCAAGCUCAAAAAGUUGCGAGGACUUCGUUUGUCGCUCAACAAGUUCUCUGUGCAGAUUAAAACUGGAUUUAAUGCUAUUGCUCCAAAGCUUGAAGUACUAGGAUUGGGUUCAUGCAACUUAAUGGAGUUUCCGGAAUUUUUGAAAUACACUAGUCAACUGGAGGAUCUAGAUCUUUCUGACAACAAUCUUCAUGGCCAUAUACCAAAAUGGAUGUGGAAUUCAACUGGUGAAACUUUGAGGUUUCUCAACCUCUCUCACAACCACUUAACUGGAUUUGAAGAAAAUCCGGUCAUUAUUCCAUGGCGUGGGUUAUACUCUUUACAGCUCGACUCUAACAUGUUACGAGGAUCACUGCCAAUUCCAUCGCCGUCAAUGUCAUACUAUUUUGUUUCAAACAAUGAAUAUGCAGGAGAAAUUCCAGCAACAUUCUGCAACAUAUGGCCACUAUGUAUUCUUGAUUUGUCUAACAACAACCUGAAUGGCAUGAUUCCCCAAUGUUUUGAUAAUCUCAGAUUUCUUCAGAUAUUGAGACUGCAGAACAAUUCUUUUCAUGGGGAUAUUCCUCAGAUAGGUUCAAAAAGAUGCUUGUGGUUAAGAGGGAUUGACUUGAGUUAUAAUCAGCUACAAGGGAAGCUCCCAAGAUCAAUUGCCAAUUGUUCUAAGUUGUUGUUUCUUAAUUUGGGAAAUAAUCAGAUCAGUGAUGCCUUCCCAUCUUGGUUAGGAGUGCUUCAACAAUUGAAAGGUCUCAUUUUGCGGUCUAAUGCAUUUCAUGGUAUAAUUGGGAAGCCUACAAGUAGCCAUGAGUUCCCUCAGCUGUCCAUCAUUGAUUUAUCUAGCAAUGAUUUUUCAGGUAUCUUGCCUUCCAAGUACUUAGAGAACUGGAAUGCCAUGAAAUCUGUUGAUGCAAACGAGAAUAUAUACCUCCAAUCCAUGUUCUUCUUUGGCGGGACGUAUCUAGAAACAUUCUACUAUGAUUACAGAAUUACAGUUUUUAGCAAAGGUGUUGAAUUGGAGUAUUUCAAGACCCCUUAUCUUAUGAGACUCAUAGACCUCUCAAGUAACAGAUUUGUGGGAGAGAUUCCAGGUAUCAUUGGGAACCUAAGAGGGCUUAAUCUGCUUAAUCUUUCCAACAACACUCUCACUGGUCUCAUCCCUCCAUCUUUGGGGAACUUGAUUGCUCUUGAAUCGUUAGAUCUCUCCCAAAAUCAGCUCUCAGGAAAGAUCCCCAGUGGUCUGGCACAUUUGACAUUCCUUGCAUACUUUAAUGUAUCCCAUAAUCGUCUUUUGGGUUCUAUUCCACAAGGUCGACAAUUUGAUACAUUCCAAGAGGAUAUGUACCAAGGAAACUCAGGUUUGUGUGGAAAACCUAUGUCAAAGAAAUGUGAAGAUUCUGAGAGCACAACACCACAAACAACCUUUGAACAGGACGAAGACUCUGGGUUUCAAAUUGAGCUAGAUUGGUUUGUGGUUCUGCCAGGAGUUGUGGCUGGUAUAAUAGUAGGAAUGGUUGUGGGAAACUUUUGGACAGCCAAGAAACAUGACUGGUUUGUGGAGACAUUCAGCAGGAGGAGGUAGCUGAGAAGCACAAGGCGGAGGAGGGGACUCAGAACUUAGUCCUUAUUUUAUCCAUGUAUUUAAGUGGCCAAUUCAUGAACAUUAGCUUCAUGUGCUUAGUGUUUAGAGCAGCAUUGGGGCUAAUAUCAUGUUGUUCUUAAUUUCUUAUGCAUUGUGUAUUUUUUCGUUCGGUUUGUAUGU